CAACUGUCAUAAUAUGUUAUAUGAUUGAUUGUCACUCUUGGAUUUACCAGUUGUUAUCCAUUAUUAUUUUCGAUGAAAAAUUUGUCGGAUAUUCCAAAAACGAACACUUUGAAACUGCAAUUACAGUGUUGAUUUCAUAAUUUAAAAAUUUGACACAUUUAAUCAAAGAGUGAAAAAUAAACAAAAUGUCUGUUAAUAUUCCUGAGUGUCCACCAAGUUUAAAGUCAAUACAACAUUUCUUAAAAACGGCUGCGGAACACGAUACAAGGGAUCCUACGGUGGCGUAUUGGUGCAGACUUCAUGCACUGCAAGUUGGACUUAAAAUGACAACCAAGAAAACUCCUGAAGAAACUCAACUUCUUAUGGCCGUCAUGGAUUGGCUUGAACAAGCUAAGACUCUGUUUAAAGACAAUGAGGCAAUUUCAAAUGAAGUGGUGGCUCAAGCACACUUAGAAAACUAUGCUUUAAAACUAUUUUUGUUUGCUGAUAAACAGGAUCGAGAACAAAAUUAUGGAAAAAAUGUUGUUAAAGCAUUUUAUACAGCCGGAGUUAUAUAUGACGUAUUAACAACAUUUGGUGACCUCACCGAUGAAGCCGUACAAAACCGCAAAUAUGCUCGGUGGAAGGCUGCAUACAUUCACAACUGCUUGAAAACAGGAGAGACCCCAGUACCAGGUCCAAUGCAAUCUGAUAAUGAAAACCAAGAUAAUGAAACUGAGUCGACAGACCCUGGCCAGCCAGCUCCCUCAAAUACUGACAACUUUGGCUUUUCAACAAAUUCACCAGCAAUGCCUCCUAUGCCACCAAGCGUACCAACUAGUUUCAACAAUAGCCUUCCAGAUCCCAAUUUGGCUCUGAAAGCAGCUUCACAGUUACCGCCUGUGCCAUACACACCUGAUCCUAACCCUGGCGGGUUUGUACCAUAUGAUCCCUCUCAGCAACCGCAAACAGCUCUACUUUUUGGUGACAAUUCAAGUGUGGCUCAACUCAGCCCAGAUCAAAUAGCCAAAGCUCAGAAGUAUUGCAAGUGGGCCAGUAGUGCUCUAAACUACGAUGAUGUCAAGACAGCCAUUAGUAAUUUGAGGAAUGCUUUGGAACUGCUUCAAACUGGACGGGACCCUGCCUAAUGUUGCAUGUUCAAUAGAACAACAAUAGUUGAAUGGCUUCAACGCUUCAUUAUUACUGUUCAAUCAAAAGAUAUAUUUUUUUUAUAUAAAUCUGUAAAAGCUAUAGGCUUUUAUAAUAUAUUGUUAUGAGAUA
This is a messenger RNA of Danaus plexippus (monarch butterfly), 1260 nucleotides long. It is a transcript of the gene Vta1, whose product is annotated as vacuolar protein sorting-associated protein VTA1 homolog. The record is from RefSeq and is a predicted model, not a curated record. Gene Ontology annotation, cellular component: multivesicular body. NCBI's taxonomy places the organism in Eukaryota, Metazoa, Arthropoda, Insecta, Lepidoptera, Nymphalidae. Gene Ontology annotation, biological process: late endosome to vacuole transport via multivesicular body sorting pathway. The transcript has 5 exons. The coding region runs from base 186 to 1127 and encodes 313 amino acids.